Vigna umbellata (rice bean) is the source of this 976-nucleotide messenger RNA. RefSeq names its product caffeoyl-CoA O-methyltransferase-like. Gene Ontology annotation, molecular function: S-adenosylmethionine-dependent methyltransferase activity; O-methyltransferase activity. The record is from RefSeq and is a predicted model, not a curated record. Lineage: Eukaryota; Viridiplantae; Streptophyta; Magnoliopsida; Fabales; Fabaceae.
UCAGAGAAUAAAUCCCAUAGGCAGAUAUCAAUCAUGACUAUCACCAACGAAGACCAACAACAAAUUCAAAUACCUGGCCACAAACAUCUCCGUCACAAGAGUCUCCUUCAGAGCGAUGCACUCUAUCAGUAUAUACUUGAGACCAGUGUAUACCCAAGAGAGCACGAGAGCUUGAAGGAGCUACGCGAGUUGACGGAAAAACACCCUUGGAACCUCUUAGCUACACCACCUGACGAAGGACAACUUCUAAGGAUGUUACUGAAGGUGAUCAAUGCGAAGAACACCAUGGAGAUUGGCGUCUACACCGGUUACUCCUUGCUUUCCACUGCCCUCGCUCUUCCGUCUGAUGGAAAGAUCCUGGCAAUGGAUAUUAGCAGGGAAUAUUAUGAACUGGGGUUGCCUGUGAUUGAAAAGGCAGGAGUGGCUCACAAGAUUGACUUCAGAGAAGGUCCAGCACUUCCUCUUCUUGAUCAACUCAUCAAAGACGAAAAUAACAAGGGAAGCUUCGAUUUCAUCUUCGUCGAUGCUGAUAAGGAUAACUACUUGAACUAUCACAAUAGGGUGAUUGAGCUUGUCAAGAUUGGGGGAAUGAUCGCCUACGAUAACACCCUGUGGAACGGCUCUGUGGCCGCCCCAUCCGAUGCUCCUCUCUUGGAUUAUAUUAAGUAUUAUCGCGAUUUUGUGAUAGAGCUGAAUCAAGCACUUGCACUUGAUUCAAGGGUCGAGAUUUGCCAGCUUCCCGUUGGUGACGGCAUUACACUGUGCCGCCGCAUCAUCUGAUCACUCUGCUCCUUUUACCCGCAACAUACGGAAAAACACGAGUUUCAACUAUGUUACCUAAUCCAUGAAUAAAAUAAUGUGUGCUGCUUGGAUGAAUUUGAAUUUUUGUCUUGUAAGCGAAUACAUUCAUAACGUGUCUCUUCCUCAACACAAUACACAUGUAUUCAUUCCAAAUCAUAUUUACAAUAUAUUUAUA